Paramecium pentaurelia is the source of this 7926-nucleotide messenger RNA. Lineage: Eukaryota; Ciliophora; Oligohymenophorea; Peniculida; Parameciidae. The record is from the annotation of a GenBank genome assembly.
AUGAAUUUACUUUUAUUUAUUACUUUGAUAAAAACAUGCUACAACUAGGCUGUGGAUACUUAUCUUAAGAUUGGAUGUAUUGAUGUUGUAAAUGGAGAUUGUGUAAAAUUAUGUAACCUUGGAUUAUUUGAUUGUGAUGAUUAAUAGAAUCUUAUUUGUGAAUAUGGUUACUUUAAUUACUAAAGUACAUGUGUUUAAUGUCCAAAAUAAAAUCUGCAUGAUGAUUCUGUAAUAUAUUGUGGUGAUUGUAUUGAAAAUUCAAAGACAUGGUAAAAUAAUAGAUAAUGCACUUAUGAUUUUAUAAUAGAAGAUGAUGAUAGAACAAAUGGAGCCUAUAUAAAACGAGUUAAUGAUUAUAGUGAAUUAUAUGUGAUAGGUAUUGCUACAACUUAAUUAUUGUGGAAUAAACCAAUUAGUCGUGAUACAACAAGAUAAUUUGAAACAUAGAUUUGUAGUGGAUGUAAUACUAUUUGUACAUCAGCAUCAAAUCCAUUCUGCAAUACUUUCUCAAAUGAAGUAGAUUUAUUAGUAAAAGGAAUCACUUGUUUAGAUGGAUAUUUUUUUUUAAAUGGAGUAUGUGUAGCAUGUGGAAUAAAUUGUAUUUAAUGUAAAGAUAGAUAUUAAUGUAUUGAAUGUUAUUCUGGUUACUUUUUAAAUGAUUUAGUAUGUGAUAAAUGUUAAUCUAAUUGUUUAGAUUGUAUUAAAUCUAUUUAAGAAUCAACUAUUAAAUGCUACUCAUGUUUGAAUCCAUAUAUCAUAUCUAUUGAUAGAUCAGUCUGUGAAAGUUGUGGAGAUUCAUGUCUAAGAUGUGAAUAUGUAAGUUAUGAUUAAUUAACAAAAUAUAAAUAUAUUACAAGAGAUAAUGUGGAUCCUGCACAUGAUGAUAUUAAUAAAUAUGUUAAAAGAUGUAGAUAAUGUGAAGGCAAUAAUUUAAUUGAUUAUAAAGGAUAAGAUUGUGUACAAUGUUAAAUCAAAGAUUGUUUAAAAUGUUAUUAUACAAUAACUAUUUCUGGAGUGACAAGAUCUACUCUUGAUCUAGACUUUAAACCUUUAUAACCAUAAGAAUAAGCUUCUAAAUAAUUAUGUUAUUUAUGUGCAUCUGGAACUUCUUUAAGUCCUGAUAUGUCUUCAUGUUUACCAUAAGCACCAUCAAUACCUGUUUUAGAUUGUCUUUAUUAUGGAAGUAGUAAUAACUAGUGUUAGUAAUGUUAAAAUAAUAAAAUAUUGGAUUUUGAUAAUAAUAUUUGCAAAUCAGAUUUUUGUUUUACUUAAAUCAAAUUCUGUCUCAAUUGUUAUCAAUAUAGAAUAACAUACAUAACAGAAUUUAAAACAUUCUAUCAUUGUACUAAAUGUGAAGAUAAUUAUUAUCCUGAUUUUUUCACAGGAAAAUGUGUAUAAUGUCCUAAUCAUUGUUCUUCUUGUUGGUAAUACUCACAAACUUACAAUUUUACUUUAUAUAAUGAAAUUCCAAAUAUAAUUUAGAAUAGAAAAAUAUAUUAUUUAGAUGGUGCUAUCAAUAUAUAUUGUUCAGAAUGUGAUGAUGGAUUUUAAUUAUAUAAUAAUUAAUGUUUAGGAUGCACUAGUAAUUGUAUGAUACCUACAACUGGAAUUGUUACUUAAAAAUCAUCUUGUCUAUAUAAAUCUAAAUAUGCUUUAUGUUCAUAAUGUUAUGAACCCAUAUAUUAAAAAUCUUUGGUCUCUGAUUUAACAGAAUGUUAAGAAUGUCCAAAUUAUUGUCUAGCUUGUAAUGAACGAUAAUAAUCUUAAUUUCCUAAUAAAUACUUUAAUCCAAGUAGUUAAAUCCUAUAAAAAUAUAGUAGAUCUUGUUAUAAACUAUAGACAUUAAUUGGAAGUUCUGUUGUUAUUCAUUAUAAUUCCUAUUUAAACAUGCCAAUAAGUUGUAAUACAGAUUGGCCUUGUAGACAUUAAUUUGAUAUAGAUGUAACCUUAUUUUGUAGUAUUAAUGACUAUCUCUAAUAAUUAACAAUUUCUCCAUAAAAUUCCAAAUACUAUUAUGAUCUAGCUACAUUUUAUACUACAAAAAGUGAAGAUAUUGCCACAAUUAAGUUUUCUAAUUUAGAAACAUUAGUAUUUUAUGAAUAUUUAAAUACUCUACCACUUGAAAUUCUUAAUUUGAAUCUUAAAAUUAAAGGAGAUACAUAAAAUAAAUGCACUUUCUCAAAAUCUACAACAAUCUUAACUCAAUUUCAUGAAAAUAUCUUUUCUUUAACUGAUUUCAAGUUCACAAUUAUGAGUUAUUCAACAGAUCCUUUAGAUUUAUAUAUUGAUGGAAAAUUUACCUUAUCAAAUUACCCUAAUAUUGUAAUCCAAAAUAUAAGACUAUAUACAUUAUAGUCUUAAUUCAUUUUCAAUUUAGAUUUAUGUUCAAAUUUGUUUCUUAACAAUGUAUUAUUUCAAAAGAGUUCCCCAACUGAUAUUUAAAUUCUACUAUAAAAUUUAGAUAAACUUGACAUGUAAGAUGUCACUUUUGACAAUUUUACUGGAAUUAAUGAUGUAAUUUCUUUUUCUCCAACCAAAUAAAUAAUAAUGAAAAAUGUUGUUUUCAAUUCUUUAAAAUUAAAUAAAAUGUACUUAAUAGAAAUGUAUCCAUAAACUUAUAUUACAAUGAAUAAUAUUAAGAUAAGUAAUUCUAUUUUUUUAGAAUUUUAUUUUAUUGGUGAUUUAGAACCUAAUGAUGAAUUAAUAGGUUAUACAAUUAUAAAUGGUUUAGAGAUAAUUAAUAAUACUUUUAAUAAUUCUUUUAUUUUUAAGACUUCAAAUAGUGAGAAAUUUCAAUUAAAUCAAUUUUAAUUUAAAGAUAAUCUAAUUUAUGAAUCUAAUUUAAUUAUUUCUAAUCAUUUUAUAUUUUCAAAUGCAUUAAUUUAUAAUAAUUCAUUUGGCAUUGGAGCCAGUUUAUUAGGUACUAGUGAUGAAAUAGAUGAGAAAUAAUUAUAUACUUUGGUUUAAUCUAACUUUUCCUAUGUUCAAAUUAUAAAUAAUACUUGUUAUUAAUCUUUAAUAACUAUAAAAUCACCAUUCAAUCAAAAAUAUAAUGUAAUUAAUAUAAAAAUUAAUUCAUUAUUUAUAGAUUAAAUAGAAACAUCAAUUGGUGGUACUCCAUUAAUUUAAAUAAAAGAAGUUGGAUAUGUUUAAAUUAAUAAUUUAAUUAUAAAAAACCUCUUAAAAGUAACAGGAUUAGAAAUUAAAUAAAUACAUUGGGUAUAGAUUAAUUAAUUUUAAUGUGAGUCAGGAGAUUAAAAUACAUAGAUGCCUAUUCAAGAAAAUUGCUUUUCUGAAAAAGAAUAUAAUACUUAUUGUUUACAUAUUGAAGAAUUUGAUAGAGGAGUAUAUCUAUAGAAUGGUAUAAUAAAGAAAUAAUUUAAUGUUGAUUCUUCAUUAAUAUAUAUUAAAUCUUUUCAUUACUUAACUAAAAAUACUGAGAGCAUUCCAGAAUUAGAUAGUUCAAAGUUUUUUUUUGGUUAUCGUAAUGAAUUAAUUCAAUUGGAAAAUAUUAAAUUUUAUAAUAAUACUUUAGCAAUCUUAGAUCCUUAAAUAAAAAUAGCAUCUAUUGUAAUAGAUUCAACACAAAGAUAAAAAGUAAUUUUAAAUAAUUUAAUUUUUAUUGGAAAUCAUCUUCAUCAAAUUCCUCCAUCUGUCAAUGUUGAUUUAGUUACUUGUAUAUUAAUAGAUUCACCUUUGGCUGAUGUUAUUAUAACUAAUUCCAACUUUAUAGAUAAUAGAGCAACAAAGUCUAUUUUAGGUUUAAUAAAAUUUAUAGUUGAUAGUGUUAAAUUAAAUAGUGUAAAAAUGGAAGAUACAAAUGUAAUUUAGGUAUAUUAUGCUGAUAUAUUGGAAUAACAUUAAUUAUUUUCAUAAGAUCCAAAAAUAGAAAAAUAGAAUAUCCAAAAUUAUUUUGAAAUUUAAUCAUUUGGAUCAAAUAUGUAUUUUGAUUGUGAUAACAUAAGUAUUUCAAAUUUAAUAAUUAAUAAUUCAGUUGGAUUGGAUGGAGCAGGGAUGUUUAUAGUUGGAAGUGAGAAUUUAAUUAUUUAGAUGUCUGAUAUUGUAAUGAAAAAUUUAAUUUGUUCUUUAGAAUAUGAUACACUAGGUUGUGGUAUAUACAUUAAUACAUAAGUUUCUACAUUAUUUUUAUUUAUUUAAAAUAUGAUAAUGGAUAAAAUAAUUGCAUAUUAAGGAGCUGGUAUUUAUAUUCUAAGUUCAUAAUUAUAAAUAGAAGUAAUAAUAAAAGAUUCAAUUUUUCAUUAAUGUCAAUCACUUGAUUCUUAAGUGUUUUAUUUCAAGUAAUAGACAUUUACAAAUACAAUACCUUCAAUCUUAUUUGAAAAUUGUACAAUCUAUAAUAAUCAUUAUGCUAAUUAUUUAUUGAAUAUAAUCACACUGAGAUCAUUAAUUGAAUAUGAUGCAAGAGUAGAAGAUCAAAAUCAAUUAAUUUAUAUUGAUUAUGCUACAGUUACAAUAAUUAAUUGUCUAUUUACUAAUAUAUCAUUUACUACAAUUCUGAAAUUACAAAAUAUAAUUUAGUUGAAUAUUCUUAAUACAAAUAUUAAUAAUGUCUCAAUUGGAUUAUCAAAAUUAAUAAAUUUGGAAUUUUAUAGUUAAGUUGGACAUAUAUCUAUCUCUGGAUUAAUUAUAUAAAAUGUUUAUCCAUAUCCUUAAUGGGAUUAAUAAUAUUUGGAAUAUGUAGAAUCACUAUUUAAUAAUUAAGUUGAUACAUCAACAGUUGCUGAAUAAAUAGAAUAAUAAUAAUUAUAUAAAUGCACAUAUCCAAUAAUGAGUAGUUAUGUAGUCAAUCUUGGAACUAUUUCAUAUGACAUUGAUACUAGCAUAAUAUCUAGGAAUCCAGUUGAAUACAGUAAAUUCAAUACUACAUUAUAUACCUAUUAUAUUGAAUAUGAAGAUACUUCAUUAAUGACAUUUAUGUACUCCUAACAUAUUAUUAAUAAUGAUAUAAAUUCAUAUCCAGCAUUACUAUAUUUAUAAGAUGUUGAUUUUAUGAAUGAGAAUUCUUCAAUAAAUUCACAUUCAAUUUUCAUAAAUAAAUUACUCAUAAGCUAUAUUAUCUGUGGUCAUUGUAAUUAUGGCCUAAUUUAUAUUAAUAACAUUAAUACUAAAGCCAAUAAAAGUAUAGUUUUAAAUGAAGUCAAUUGUUUAAAUAAUAUUAUUGAUUAAUAUGGAUGUAUUAAUUUAAAAGGAUAAACUACUACUGAUGUAUUAAACAAAAAUAUAUACACAAUAGUAGUCGAAAAUAGCAAUUUGAUACAUAAUUAAGCUGAUUUUGGAGCUGGAUUAACUGUAAUAAAUGCAUCUCUAAUUCUUAAGAAUUCAACAUUCUAUGAUAAUACAGCAACUAGUAUAGGUGGAGCCAUUUUAUUCUCUUAAUCAAACAAAUAAAUAUAUAUGGAAGAAGUUACAAUAUAAGGAAAUAAAGCAGAUAUUGCAGGGGGAAUCUAUAUGAAUGGAUAGAGUUUACCUAAUUAAAAUGUUAUUAUUUAAGGAAACACAGGUAGAAGUCUAAUAGAAGAGAUACCUUAACAUUUGAGUAUAUCUAUGAUUAAAGGUGUCAUAUUACCAACUUAAGUAUUUGAUACUAAUAUUGAUGUACUCUCAUUAACAUUAAAUUUACCUUCUGGUCAAAGCAUUUCAUCCUACAAACUUUAUUAUCAUCCUACUUAAGAGUAAAUCCCAUAUGAUUGGAUAUUUCGAAUUAUCAAUUUAGAUAAAAAUUACAAUCCAAUUUUAACAGCCUCAUUAACAGAUACAUGUAAUAUUACAGGAAGAAUAUAAGAUUCUUAAAACUUUGAUAAAAAUCUCAAAUUUCUUAGUAAUUUUACAUAACCUUCACUCAUUUCAUUUAAUGAUGAAUCAUUCAAUUUAGAUAAUUUAAUUAUUACAUUUGAUCCUUACUUAUCUGAAUAAUACUAUUUAUAAUUAUAAUUCUAAUGUUCAACAAUCAAAUUACCUAUUGAUCCUUAUCCUUAUUAAUCUUUUAAUACAAAUUAUGCAUUAUACUUAAAUCUAAGAACAUUGCCUUGUUAAUUAGGAGAAGCAUAUACAUCAUAAAAGUGUUAAGUAUGUGGUAAAGGUUAAUAUGCUUUAACAACCAAUUAAGUUAUAUGUACAAAUAUGGAUGUUUCAUCCAUGGAAACAGUGACACCAGUUAGAAUAAAACUUUAUUCUGGAUAUUGGAGAUAUGAUAAUGAUAAAGUAGAGAAUUGUUAUAAUUUGUAAGAGAAUUGCAAUGGUGGAUGGAUUCCAGGAAAUCCUUCCUGUUAUACUGGACAUAUGGGAGCAUUAUGUGAAUCAUGUGAUAUCUAUGGUGUUAGGGGGGAAUAACAUAGUAUAAGCACAAAAUACAAAUGUGGAUAAUGUUCAUAAACUAAGUCUAAUAAUUCCUUAACAAUUGCAGCAAUAUGUAUAUUUACUUUACUUUAGAUGAUAUUAUCAGUUAGAGGUAACUUUUAAAUGAUUGAAAACUUUAUUAAAGAAUAAGUGUUAUAUUCAAUAGGAGUAAGAGUGAAUACAACAUAAGCAAAUUUAUCAAUAUUAAUAAAAAUUGUAGUUAAUUAUUUUUAGAUUAUUAGUGCAUUAGGUACAUUUAGAAUAUCAAUUCCUACUGAUUUAAUUUCAUCUGUAGAUAUUGUAGCUAAUCCUACUCAAUCUAUGGCUUAUUCUUUAGAUUGUUUCCUAAUUGAGAUUGCAAUUACUGAAAUUCUAUAUUUCAGAAUGAUUUGGGCAUUAGUUAUGCCACUAAUAUAUUUAUUAAUCUUCUUUUUAGGAUAUUUCUUAGGAGUCAUAACUACAUUGUUACCUGCCAGAAUGAAUAUUAUUUAUACUACUUUUAUUUACAUGUUUAUAUACUUGCAACCAACAUUAAUAGGAGGUUUUAUUGCUUUAUUGUCAUCUCGAACAUUAGGAGGAGUAGAAUUUGUAUAAUCAGAUGUACAAUAUCUAUAUGAAAGUAGUACUCAUUAUUUUUGGAUGGUAAUAUUUGCUGGUCCAAAUAUCUUUUGUUGGGGAGCUUUAUUUCCAUAUAUCUUUAUGCAUUUGAUCAGGAGGAAUAAUCAAACUUUGAGGACAAUUGAAACUCGUAGGAAAUAUGGAUAUUUUUAUAAUGAAUAUACAUAACAUGCUUAUUUAUGGGAAUUUGUUAAGAUUUUUGAAAAAUAAUUCGUUUUAAUGGCUCUUACAUAUUAUGAAGAUACAGUUAUAAUUAAGGGUCUUAUGGUAUUUUUGAUAGUUUUUAUUUAUGGUAUUCUAUCCUUUGAAUUUUAACCUUAUUAAAGUAAAAGACUUAAUUAUAUUGAUCAAAUGUCAUCAGCUGUAUGUGUGUUAUCACUUUGUUUAGGAGUUUUAAUAAAGGCUUCUCAGAGUGAAAAUAUGGAAUAUUUGUAAUUUAUAAUGUUUUCGAUUAUCGGAAUUCUAAAUAUGUUAUUUUUAUUGAUCCUUCUUUAUGAAGUUUUUCGUGGUUACAUAGAUAAAUUCGAAAGUCAUAUUGAUAAAAUUAGAGACAUAAUCAGUAAGAAGUAUCCACACUUAUAAAAGUAUUAAUGGAUUCGUAAAUUUCUAAUUAAUAGAGGAGAAUUAAAAAAGAGAAUAAAAAUGCUCUGGUCUCAUUUAAGAUAUCAAACUCAUUAAGGAAUAAAGAGAAGAAGAAAAGAUAAGAAUCUACCUCUAUUUGAAAUGAAGUUGAUUAUAUAGGAUUCAGAGAAAGAGAUGGAUCAUUCACGUAUAGAAUCUAGAGUUGAAUCAAAAGCAAAUUCAAGAUUGUCAGUUAUUGAUAUAAAUUAAGAGGAAUUGAUGAAUUUAGCAAAUUUUAGUAGUUUAUAAGCGAAAACACCAGAGAUUUAAAAGAUCUACCCUUUAGAAAGUUAAAAGAGUAUAACCUAAUUGACAAAAAAGAGAAUAUGA